CGCCAGUUCAAAUCCACUCUUCGUGGUCGGAGUGAGAAUGAACAUCAGGAGAUCAAGUAUAUCUAGCCUAUGCUCGGUGUAUUGAUGACCUUCCUCUCGUAGGGCUUGCACUCUGUAACAAAAAAAAGCAACUAUGCACGGAUUGGUUCGUCAGAAUUUCUGCUGCCUGCUGUGAGCAGAAGUAUUACGCGGCAUCGCAUCCAUCCCACGAGCCAAGGUGCAUAAUUGUAGGAGGGCUAGGGCGAUUGGGCCAAGGGAUGGGAUGCCUGGGAGGAACCCGAGAGGCUUAGGCGUCGCCAAGACUGACAGGCGCCAGCUUUCCCCAACGUCAUUGCGCUCCACGUGCAGUGGAUUCUACGAACUUCAAAGUCCACGCCCUCUUUCACUCCACACCCUGGUCGGCGCCAGCUUCAACUUGGGCCCUAUCUGCGCUGUCCGGACUCGGGAUCUGCCCGUGAACCACGCCCCCUUCACCUAUCCUGGUUCUCCCCUGAGUCCGCAAUCCGCGUCCCGCAUCACACAACUGCCACCAUGAGUCGGACCGAGGCCGAUCUGGCCAUCAAUAUCCGAAAGGCUACUAGCAUUGAGGAAACCGCGCCUAAACGGAAGCAUGUGCGGAGCUGUAUUGUGUACACGUGGGACCACAAGUCAUCGGCCGCCUUCUGGGCGGGCAUGAAAGUGCAGCCUGUCCUCGCCGACGAGGUUCAGACGUUCAAGGCGCUCAUCACGAUCCACAAGGUUCUCCAAGAGGGCCACCCUAUUGUCGUGCGCGAGGCACAGCAGCAUUCCAAUUGGAUUGAUAGCUUGAUGAGAGGUGUCGGAGGAGACGGAGUUCGAGGAUAUGCGCCGCUUAUUCGCGAAUACGUCUUCUUCCUCGAGUCCAAGCUGAACUUCCACCGCAACCACCCCGAAUUCAAUGGCCUGUUCGAGUACGAGGAAUACAUCAGCUUGAAGACGAUCAAUGAUCCGAAUGAGGGAUACGAGACGAUCACCGACCUCAUGACCCUACAGGACCAGAUCGAUGGUUUCCAAAAGUUGAUCUUCUCGCAUUUCCAGUCGGGAACUAACAAUGAAUGCCGAAUUUCUGCGUUGGUCCCGCUCGUGCAGGAGAGCUACGGUAUCUACAAGUUCAUCACGAGCAUGCUGCGCGCAAUGCACACAACAACUGGAGAUGAUGAAGCCCUGGAGCCUCUCCGGUCCCGUUACGAUGCCCAGCAUCACCGUCUCGUUCGGUUCUACUACGAAUGCUCCAACCUGCGCUACUUGACUAGUCUGAUCACCAUCCCCAAGUUGCCACAGGACCCGCCAAGCCUUCUUGGUGAGGACGAGGAUCGCCCAGCUCUUCCCAAGCGUCCGACGAAGGAAGUCGAGCAUCAACCUUCGCCUCCACCCAAGGUGGCUGCCGAGCCAGAGCCUAUCAGUGACUUCUGGACCAACGAGGCCAAGCGUCAGCAAGAAGAAUACGAGGCAGAGCAAUCCCGCCUGCAGCAGCAAUGGGAUGAUCAGCAACGGCAGCAGAUGCUUGCUCAGCAGCAGGCUCAGCGCGACUUUGAAGAGCAGCAGCGCCUCCAAGCCGAGCAGCAACGUCUGGCGCAGGAACAGCUUCUUCGGGAUCAGUACUCGACACAGACCCAGGGCCGCCUCGCUGAACUGGAGCAGGAGAACUUGAACGCCCGUGCCCAAUACGAGCGUGAUCAGCUCAUGCUGCAACAGUACGACCGCCGUGUCAAGGAUCUGGAGGAGCAGAUGAACCAGCUGAACUCCAACUUGAACAUGCAAAAUGCCUCCAAGGACGAGCAGAUCCGGGCUCUGCAGGAACAAGUCAACACUUGGCGAACCAAGUACGAGGCCUUGGCCAAGCUGUACUCUCAACUGCGACAGGAGCAUCUGGAUCUUCUGCAGACCACCAAGAGCUUGAAGCUCAAGGCUGCCUCUGCGCAGGAGGCUAUCGAUCGCCGUGAGAAGCUGGAACGUGAGCUCAAGACCAAGAACCUGGAGCUGGCUGAUAUGAUCCGGGAGCGCGACCGUGCUCUUCACGACAGGGACCGUGUGACUGGUACCAAUAAGGAUGAGUUGGAGAAGGUUAAGCGGGAGCUCCGUAUGGCUCUGGAGCGUGCUGAGAAUGCCGAGCGCUCAAAGGGCACGGAGAUUUCCUCUAUGCUGUCUAAGUACAACCGCGAGAUGGCUGAUCUCGAGGAGGCUCUUCGGAACAAAACUCGGGCUCUUGAGGAGAUCUCGAGCCGCACCAACGAGCGCUCGGAGGACCAUGAUCUGGCUCUCCUCGAGAAGGAUGAGGAGAUUGAGGUCUACAAGUCCGGCAUGGAGCAGGCUUUGAUGGAACUCGAGGAGCUGAGGCUGAGCCAAGGCGAUGUCGACCAUGCUUUGGACAGCCAGAUUGACACGGUGCUCCACGGCACUGUAGCCAAGAUCAACGAUAUCAUCGACUCUGUGCUGCAGACCGGUGUGCAGCGCGUGGAUGAUGCCCUUUAUGAACUAGACUCAUCCAUGCAAGCUGGUAACCAGAAUGCUUCCCCACCUUAUGUCCUGUCACAGAUCGAGAAGGCUUCGGCUUCUGCGACCGAGUUCUCGACUGCCUUCAACAACUUUAUCGCCGAUGGUCCCAACAGUCCCCACGCCGAGAUUAUUCGCACCGUGUCCGUGUUCUCGGGCUCCAUUGCCGACACUCUGAGCAACACCAAGGGUCUGUCUCGAUUCGCUAAUGACGAUAAGGGCUCCGAUCAGCUGUUCAACGCCGCUCGCAAGUCGGCCCAGGCCACUGUGCGGUUCUUCCGGGGCCUGCAGUCAUUCCGCCUCGAGGGCAUGGAGCCCUUGCAGAAGACCGAUGUGGUCAUCAACAACAACCUGGAGGUUCAGCGAGACCUGCAAGCUCUGUCGAAGAUGGUGGAGUCCUUCCAGCCCAAGAGCAGCAAGAUCGCCACCAACGGUGAUCUGGGCGACCUGGUCGACCAGGAACUGCUCAAGGCGGCCGAUGCCAUCGACGCCGCCGCCCAGCGCUUGGCCAAGCUCAAGAACAAGCCCCGUGAUGGCUACUCGACGUAUGAGCUGCGCAUCAACGAUGCCAUUUUGGCAGCGGCCAUUGCCGUGACCAACGCCAUCGCCGAGCUGAUCAAGGCCGCCACAGAGUCGCAGCAAGAGAUUGUUCGCGAGGGCCGUGGCAGCUCGACACGCACUGCCUUCUAUAAGAAGAACAACCGCUGGACCGAGGGUCUGAUCUCUGCGGCCAAGGCUGUCGCCACGUCCACCAACACCUUGAUCGAGACUGCGGACGGUGUCAUCUCUGGCCGCAACUCUCCCGAACAGCUCAUUGUCGCUUCCAACGAUGUCGCCGCUAGUACCGCCCAGCUCGUUGCUGCCAGCCGUGUUAAGGCUACCUUUAUGAGCAAGACUCAGGAUCGCCUCGAAGGCGCCAGCAAGGCUGUUGGUGCCGCAUGCCGCGCUCUAGUGCGACAGGUGCAGGAUAUCAUCAAGGAGAAGCACGGUGGAGACACUGAUGCGGAGAACUACGCGAAACUGAGCUCGCACGAGUUCAAGGUUCGCGAGAUGGAGCAACAGGUCGAGAUUCUGCAACUCGAAAACAGCCUUGCCCGCGCCCGCACACGCCUCGGUGAGAUGCGCAAGAUUUCAUACCAGGAGGAAUAGUCGUGUCUCUUCCCAUUACUUCUACUCGUUUACCAACUGUCUCUUGUGCUUGGCUUUGUCAUCCCCAACUGUGUAUAUCCUGGAAUUCUUCUUGAGCCGUAUCUGUUCCCGUCUCCAAAUGGUGUUCACUCCAUCUGCUUUUCAGUAGCUCUCGUCUUGAGUGAUUAGCGAAAAGUAUGCAGGUCUCUCUUCACAUUUAGUCUCCCCUUGGCUAUACUCUUCGUAUACUCCAUCCAGCAACACCCUG
Penicillium brasilianum is the source of this 3907-nucleotide messenger RNA. Lineage: Eukaryota; Fungi; Ascomycota; Eurotiomycetes; Eurotiales; Aspergillaceae. The record is from the annotation of a GenBank genome assembly.